Molecule: messenger RNA, 2298 nt
Organism: Carassius gibelio (silver crucian carp)
Lineage: Eukaryota; Metazoa; Chordata; Actinopteri; Cypriniformes; Cyprinidae
Product: delta-like protein B
Exons: 7
Coding region: 198-2045 (615 amino acids)
Biological process (GO): cell communication; multicellular organism development; Notch signaling pathway
Cellular component (GO): membrane
Molecular function (GO): calcium ion binding; Notch binding
Source: RefSeq, a predicted model, not a curated record
CGCGCUGAAGAACGAAGAGGACAAGUGCGCUUUUCCUCUGAAUAGCCUACACAGUGGACUUUUAUGGACCUGACAAAGAUUUUGUACCAGGACAUCUAACGGUUUUUUUUUCUUAAUUUCCAAACAUUUUGAAGCUGGGGAAGUAACGGAUGAAGAUACCGGUGUGUUAUUGUAAAGUUUAGGAUUAACUGAGCGAGAUGGCGCAUCUGUCUCUCUACUGCCUGCUGUCUGUGUCACUUUUGCAGUUGGUGGCUUCAUCGGGUGUAUUUGAAUUGAAAGUUCACUCGUUCAGCACGACACGCCUUUACUGCAGGAGGACGCGAGACUGCAACAUCUUUUUCAGGAUUUGUCUGAAGCAUUCAGAAGACGUCAUCUCCGCUGAGCCUCCGUGCACCUUCGGAACCGGACAGACAAAUGUUCUGCGAGCGGACCAGAGCUCAAUAGCCAGCAGCGCGGCCAUCCGGGUGCCUUUCCACUUCAAGUGGCCGGGGACAUUUUCUCUUAUUAUUGAGGCAUGGAAUGCUGAGUCACCGAAAGAGCAUCAUGAUUACACAGAGAAUCAAAACAACCUGAUCAGUCGUUUAGCAACACGAAGACGCUUGGCGAUUGGAGAAGACUGGUCUCAGGAUGUUCAUUUUGGAGACCAGAGUGAACUCCGUUACUCGUACCAUGUUUUCUGUGAUGAGUUUUACUUCGGCGAGGCGUGUUCGGAUUACUGCCGUCCUCGUGACGAUACACUGGGACACUACACCUGCGAUGAGAACGGAAACAAGGAAUGCCUGGAGGGAUGGCAGGGAGACUACUGCUCUGACCCCAUCUGCUCUUCGGACUGCAGCGAGCGGCACGGUUACUGCGAGUCACCUGGUGAGUGCAAGUGUCGUCUGGGAUGGCAGGGGCCAUCCUGCAGCGAGUGUGUACAUUACCCGGGAUGCCUACAUGGAACCUGCUCGCAGCCAUGGCAGUGUGUGUGUAAGGAGGGCUGGGGAGGCCUCUUCUGUAACCAGGACCUCAACUACUGCACUAACCACAAACCCUGUGCUAAUGGCGCCACCUGCACAAACACUGGACAGGGCAGCUAUACUUGCACCUGCCGGCCAGGAUAUGGGGGCACAAACUGUGAGCUGGAGAUUAACGAGUGUGAUUGCAAUCCCUGCAAGAAUGGUGGCAGUUGCAAUGAUUUGGAGAACGAUUACUCCUGUACAUGUCCUCAGGGAUUCUAUGGGAAGAACUGUGAGAUCAUUGCAAUGACAUGUGCGGAUGACCCCUGCUUUAACGGAGGGACGUGUGAGGAAAAAUUCACUGGUGGCUACGUCUGCCGCUGCCCCCCAACCUUCACCGGAUCCAACUGUGAGAAGAGACUAGACCGCUGCAGCCACAAACCUUGUGCUAAUGGUGGUGAGUGUGUGGAUCUGGGGGCUAGUGCUCUGUGCCGCUGUCGCCCUGGUUUCACCGGCCCUCGCUGUGAGACGAACAUCGACGACUGUGCCCGCUACCCGUGUCAAAAUGCCGGAACAUGCCAAGAUGGCUUUAACGAUUACACCUGCAUCUGUACACUAGGUUUCACCGGUAAAAACUGCAGCCUCCGAACAGACGCUUGUCUCACAAACCCAUGCCUCCAUGGGGGAACAUGCUACACACACUUCUCCGGCCCAGUGUGUCAGUGUGUGCCUGGGUUCAUGGGUCCAAACUGUGAGUUUCCUGUUCAGGGAGGUAUGGAGCUGAUGGCCCCCCGGGUUGGACGGACCUCACCUUCAGCGGUGGCGGUGUCAUGUGUGUUAGGUGUGCUGGCUGUGUUUUUGGGAGUGUGUGUGGGACUGGUUGUGAUCAGGAGGAGAAGGCAUAGACUGCGCAGACAGCAGUUAUGCGAUUCAGUGUUUAAUGAUUUGGAGACGGUGAAUAAUUUAGACCGGCAGCUCUAUCCCUAUGACAGAGACUACCGUCAGGUGAAACCCUGCAACACUGAGGGCAGAAUUUCAUUGGCAGCUUCUCACACACUGCCUGCCGGGCAGGACUUCCUGUGGAGUGCUGGAGGAGGUCUUAGAUAAGGCAGCACACACUUGUACAUGCAUACACGAAUGUAGACAAGUGAGAAUAAACACAGAUACACAAACUCACAUGCAGGGAUAAGAAUUUGGAUGUAGCACUUGCUUUUAUCUUAAUUAUUAUUAAUGAAUGAAUGAAUGAAUGAAAGAAUGAAUGAAGUAUGUAAUGACUGAAUAAGGGAUUGGACCUUUGCCAUCUGUGUAGGUGGAAGAGUCUGUAAACCAAAAACCAAAAGAAAUAAACAAGCACAUUGUU